AUGAUGAAGUGGUGCUCGGUCAAAGCCGAGAUGAUUGCCGAUCCCAGUCGACCAAGCAUGAGCCUCGCUACAACCCUCCAACUCGUCGACAGCAUCUGUCAGGCAGUGACAAAUCCGGAGACUGUCCUGAAGUUCAACGCAAAGCCACCAGGGCUCACGGCUGCGCCCAAGAACGGACGCAUCACCAUGCUCUUGGAGAUCUCCCAGCGCUUCCCCCAACUCAUCGAGGCAAUGAGACUGCUAGCGGGCCACUCGUGCCUCACACUACUCAAUGCCCAAGUGAAGUACGAAUCCAUGAUGAGAUCCCCAGCGGUUCAAGAGCUCCAUCAGGCUUUCUUCUCAGGCAAGGGUGCAGCCAAGGGAAAGGGCCAGAACAGGAAAGGCCAGGGCAGAGGACACUCAGCUGCAGAGCAGGAAUCACAGCUGCUGGCUCAUCCAGACCAUGCCACGCAUCACCAUCCCGCUCUGAGGCUUCCGAGCGAGACAGUAGGGUCAGGUCUUCCUGCUGGAGGCUUCCGUCUGGCACAUACCUCAGUCCACCAGCUGUUGUCAUCUCCCACAUCUCCAAGCUUGAAGUCUGGACGCAUUGCCUGGACUUCCGGCAGCAGCUUGCUGUCCAGCCCUACAGCCCUGCAGCCAACAUGGGAGGGUACAGCAGGGGCAGAGGUGGCAAACAGCAGCCAGAGGAGCGAGAGCAGGGGACACAAGAGGGAAGCACAGGUCGUCCUCCAGCCUAUGAGAGAAGACAGGAACCGAAAGCAGGUGUCAGAGUUGCGAGAGCAACUGGCCAAUGUGCAGAGGCAGGUCUCCUGGCUGACUGAGAAGCUGCUUCCAGUGGGUGAGAGAACACCCCCACCAGAUUGGCAGGAUCCGAGGUUGCAUCAGAUGCCAGUCAACCUGGCAGAGCAGGCUGUGCAAGGGAUGCACAAGCAAAGGGAGCAGGAUGCAGCUGCCACGGCUGUGUUGAGCUUCCAGGCACAGCAGCUGGCAAGAAAAUGGGAGGUUGGUAGGCAGCUCAGCAGCCCUGCAGCCCUGCACACAGACCAGAAGAAGGCAGUAGCAGACUCUUCUGGACAAGAGAAGAUGGACACACUGGCAGCAGGGACCCAGAAGGAGAACGAGGAGAUCGCUCGACGAAAGAAAGAACGAGAGGAGCAGAAGGAAGCAGCAAAGGAGAAAGUCAAAUCUUUCGAGAUAGCGCAGGACCAGAAGCGCCAAAGAAUGGAGGCGGAUCGUCUGAAGCCCACACGACAAAUUAGCAUCUUUCUGACUGCCAGGCACAUGAGCUGA
Symbiodinium sp. CCMP2592 is the source of this 1290-nucleotide messenger RNA. NCBI's taxonomy places the organism in Eukaryota, Dinophyceae, Suessiales, Symbiodiniaceae. The record is from the annotation of a GenBank genome assembly.